GUCGCUUCCACUCGCUCAAGUCCAGUCUCCCCCAUCCGGCCCUCUCCUCCUCCGCCUACCGCUCUCACCACCGACUUUCUUGCGCUCGCCUGUCGCUGGACAUCCAUCCUGUCUCUGCAGUGGCUGAAGUCAUGAGAAUCACUUCUUUUCCAGAGAGACACUGUGGAUUCCGCCCAUACCUUCGCAGAUUAACCUAGCACCACGCUCGCCGCUGCGCCAGCCAUCUCGACGCCCCUAGUUGUCCUCUCAACCACCGCGUCGCAUUUUUCCUCCCCUUGUCGGAACACCCUCAUCUCUUCAGCUUCUGCCCAGCUCUUGACAAUUGAGCACCAGCAGGACUCUUGGGGCACUACAUUGUGCUAUCACCCUCUCUCAGAGCUCGCUCUCGGAUCUGUCGUCCCUCGGCCCGGCACCGACAUCUUCUCUCCAGCAGACGCGACACCCUUUGCUGGAGAGCACCCUGCCUCGAGAACCGAGUAUUCUGUUGAGCCCGACAGAUAUCUGGGUGCAUUUCUACACUACUAUCCUUCGGCUUCAGUAUUUUGAGCCCUACUGGCAGAAUCACAUCACGACAGACUGUGUCGCGCUUCGCCCAUUUUUGCACCAACGGUGGUGCGAACAUUACCUCGACCUUUCCACCCAUUUUGGCCGAAUCGUCCACAUAAACCUCGACAGACUCGAACAUUCUCGUAAUCACCCGAUCUCGACGUCUACAUAACUAUUCGAUACGAGACUUGAACUUUCAGAAAUCCUGUCGGUCAGUCUUGGUCGUCAGAUCUCGUGUCGCUAGGGCAUCCCCGAUUAAGCGCCGCUUGCCCACACACUCGCGCACCCCUUCGCGCACCCCUUACACCUGCGUACAGGCCUGCAGCUCGAUUACACUCUCGCAUUUUUACUGCCCCUCUCGGAGCGGCUUCACGUGGCAAGCAAUGGCAGGACUCGAUCCCAGACGGUCUUCGAGGGCGCGCGCUACCCAGUCACAGUCACAAGUAUCCUCAUCGAGCUCCAGUGCCUCGGGCCGGCCGGAACGCAGCUCGAGGCACUUCAACAAAGCUGGCUCUCCACAAAAAUCGGCAUCCGCUGGCUCGCUCUCCUCUGAACCACCGGAAGAUACAAUCACUGCCGACGAUACAUUCGCCACACGCCGUCGAACCCGUGGACAGGGUGACGAUCGGGACAGACCUGGCGUCAAGGCCGAAGCGGCCGACAUGACCAGCGCCGACGAUGAUGUUCAAGAAGAGGACGAGGCCGUUCGCUGCGUGUGCGGCAACGAGGAGUACCCAGGGCCACCACCCCUGGAAGAUGAACCUAGACAUGGGGCCAAAGGGGCUGUUGACAUUGACCCAAUAUUCUUAGCUUCUGUCACGGAUGAUGUUGCCGGGUUUUUCGUGCAGUGUGAUGUUUGCAAAGUUUGGCAGCACGGCGGCUGCGUUGGAAUCAUGACCAAUCCCGGUCCCGAUGAGUACUUUUGCGAGCUCUGUCGCCGUGAUCUUCACAAAUUGUGGACAGCUUCCAACGGCUGUGCUCAACAGCUGAGCGCAGACCCGAGAUCAUGUUUCACCAGCUUGCACCAUCCCCGGGCGUUGGGAGGUCACAGUCCAUCAAUCAAUCAAGUUGCUGACAUCGUGGCUCGCAGGAAUACCUACUCUUUCUAUCUUCCCUUGCGGCGACAGUCGAGGACCUCGUCGAGAUCUGCGUCUCUGAACAAAGAAGGCACACGAUCGCCCACCAAAGAGAAGGAAACGCGAAGCGGACGAGCCACCUCGGCGAACCAAGCUUCGAAACGGCGGUCGACUAUGAACAGCCGCGAGGCUGCUUAUGACGAAGCGGAAGCUCUGAGAAGGGCCAUUGAGGCCAGCAAAGAGGAAGCUCAUCUCGAGCCCGAGGGCGUUCCUAGGCGGCCUAAGAGGGGGCGAAGCGACAGCGAGGAGAAGCAGGAGGGUGCCAAAAGGCAACGCACCAGCUCUCGAUCAGUGUCUCCAUCCGUCGACAAGACGGCCGACGAAUCGGACGAUCCCAAAGGUCCUAGUCGAAACGGGACCAAGUCAAAGCCGCGCGGCGGCGCACGCAAUAACCGGAACGAGAAGCUUUCCGAAAAGGAGGAAAAAGAAAGACAACGGCAAGAGGCUGCGAACAAGAGAAAGGGGAGGGCCGAACGUCGGCGAGCUGAUGAUUCAGAUCCUUCAGAAGAGCUGUCGUUGGCAGCUCGGGCCAUAGUCAGCAAAACGGCAGCACCAGUCACCGGAGACACGAGCACAAGCGAGACGGCCGCAGAGACUGUUCAGCAGCCCUCCGCCCCAGAACAGCAGCAGCCUCCUCCAGCAUCGCAACCGACCCCUGACUCACCGCCCACGCCUGCCAUAUCACAGACCAAGACGGACAAGAAAAAGUCGCACAAACGAAAAGGGCGCAACCAGUACACGCGCGAUGACGAAGCCUCGCCGGCACGGUCGGUUUCCCGAGAUAUCCAGAAAGACGAGCAUCCCCCGGCAGGAAAGGGGCACCACCACGGAGACGGCGUCGGAAAGGCGGCACACUCUCGAUCGCGAGGUGGGAUGAACAGCAAAGUCACGAUGAAUGACAUGAAGAGGAGGGCAGCGGCUUUGCUGGAAUUUAUCUCCAGAACACAGGUGGAACUUGCUGGAGAGACGGCAGAAGACGCAGCGAGGAAUGACGUGGCAAAAGCGGUUAUUGUCAAUCCCACUAGCGCACCGGCGGUAACAAAUGGCACCAACGGUAUCACCACCGAUGAUUCGACCCAGAACACAUCGACAACAGGGCCGACUUCGGCACUGGAGAGUCAAGAAAGGGAGUUCAAAGAGCUUGGAUGUGUUGAAAUGAUGGACAGCCUGACGAGGCGGUUGGUCAAAUGGCAGCAAGAAUAUGCUGUAUAGUUUUAUGGGAGGCUGGAAGAAAAGGCUUUACUCAGGGGGAGCAUAUCAUUAUCUCUUUUGUAUUUUGCAUUGGCGGCGUUGGCUGGAGGGUUUGUUUUGUUUGGGUCAGGGGGGUGGGUAAUCUUUUAUUGGCAUAUUUUGGCACUGGUACCGGGCGUAGGCACCACGAGCGCAGAAACCAGUCACUGAUGGCGCAGGAAACUUUUUGGUCAUCUUUACAUUCUCGAAAAGCAGAGCUUUGCUGUUCUCAUUUGUUUUCUCUGCUCAACUACUUCGGCAGGACACUUUAGCAAUACCCCUUGCUGCGGACAUCUUGGAUUCUUUGAGGGAGGUCGGCUGGGUGGGUUUUUUUUUUUUUGGUUUUGGGAAAGGACUGUGUAUCUAGGGUGGUGGUUCAUAGUGUACAAAAGAAGUUUCGAGGAAGAA
Molecule: messenger RNA, 3320 nt
Organism: Podospora bellae-mahoneyi
Lineage: Eukaryota; Fungi; Ascomycota; Sordariomycetes; Sordariales; Podosporaceae
Gene: CTI6
Product: Histone deacetylase complex subunit
Exons: 4
Coding region: 930-2894 (654 amino acids)
Biological process (GO): negative regulation of rDNA heterochromatin formation; negative regulation of silent mating-type cassette heterochromatin formation
Cellular component (GO): Rpd3L complex; Rpd3L-Expanded complex
Source: RefSeq, a predicted model, not a curated record